UCGUUGGUCCCGCCUCCACCUGCUCGUCGCAAUAUUAUCAGACAAAAAAAAACGGUGUGGCGAAUAUUCCACGUUAUUUAGCGUCAAACGGACAUCAUCUGUCGCAACUUUUUAGAAUCUUGCUUUUAGUGCGUAAUUAUGACGUAAAUCAGCAGGAAAGGACAUCGUUGAUUUUAUAAAAAUCCAAUGAUGAACCGUAUACCUGCUCCACAAAGCCCGUAAACUAGCACGGAAGGCCGUUUUUUUACGGCCGCUAUUAUUCAUGAUAUCUUAUUCUUACUUUUACGGAUUAGAUCCAGUCGAUGAUGCCUGUUAAACAUGUCGGGGAAUCAAUACAAAGGCCACGAAGUCAGCUGCUGCAUCAAAUACUUCAUUUUUGGAUUCAACAUCCUCUUCUGGUUGCUCGGCAUGGCCUUGGUUGGCAUCGGACUGUGGGCAUGGAGUGAGAAGGGGGUUCUGUCCAACAUUUCGUCCAUUACUGACCUCGGGGGUUUGGACCCGGUGUGGCUCUUCAUGGUGGUGGGGGGAGUUAUGUUCAUCCUGGGUUUUGCAGGAUGCAUCGGAGCCCUGCGGGAAAACACUUUCCUGCUCAAAUUUUUUUCCGUAUUUCUGGGAAUCAUCUUCUUCCUGGAGUUGACCACGGGAAUUCUAGCCUUCGUCUUCAAGGACUGGAUCAAAGACCAGCUCAACUUGUUCAUUAACAACAACAUCCGGGCGUACCGCGACGACAUCGACCUGCAAAACCUUAUUGAUUUCACUCAGGAAUACUGGGAGUGCUGCGGCGCCUUUGGCGCGGACGACUGGAACCUCAACAUUUACUUCAACUGCACCGAUACGAACCCCAGUAGGGAAAAGUGUGGUGUUCCGUUUUCCUGCUGCACCAAGGAUCCAGCGGAGGACGUGAUAAACACUCAGUGUGGAUAUGACAUCCGAGCAGAACCGGACUCCGAGCAAAAAGACUACAUCAACGUGAAAGGCUGUGUGCCGCAGUUUGAGAAGUGGCUCCAGGACAACCUCACCUUGGUGGCCGGGAUAUUCAUCGGAGUGGCGUUACUCCAGAUCUUCGGGAUUUGUUUGGCGCAAAACCUUGUCAGCGACAUCGAAGCCGUGCGGGCAAGCUGGGUGCCCCCCACCCUCUCGGUGCGACAACCACAACUGCCCACGAGCAAGAAAGCGUACUAUGCGUGAGACAUUUUUCUUUACCUAAAGAAGAAACAGCACUUUAUUUUGAACAGCGGAUUUUACGAACUCAGCUCCUGGACUUGAGGCCUCCAUGAGGACGUCAAGAGCAGGACGGAUGACUCCACUGCUCACCUACACCGCGACAAGUAUGGAUCCCAAUGCACUACACGCAGAUUGUAACAUGUUUUAAGAUGAAAUGAUCUUCAUGCUGAUAACAUAGUUGUGUUUUUGCCAUUCCACUGUGGAGGAAUUCUUGUGUUUGCCGUACGACUGAAUGCUAUUCAGCGCCGUGGUACGGAUCACUUGCUCUGGUGUGCCAGAGAGUCUCGGGACAAAACACAGUUAACCGUCUUCUUUCGUUACUUGUUUGACCUUUUCAACAUUUAAGUUUUUUGCGGGAGAAAUCGAACCAGACCAUUUAGGUAAAAGUCAAUCAGAUCCAUGCCAAUUAAAGAGACUGUGCAACAUUUCCAUUCCAACCUUUGGAGUAAUUGUGUGAUGUGUUUGCACCAGGGCUUGCACAGACCAGUCGGCCUUAAAGGGGAACAUUAUCACAAUUUCAAAAGGGUUAAAAACAAUAAAAAUGAGUUCCCAGUGGCUUGUUUUAUUUUUCGAAGUUUCUUUCAAAUUUUUACACCUCCCGGAAUAUCCCGAAAAACUGCUUCAAAGUGCCUGAUUUUCACCAUCGCUAUAUCCACCCGUCCAUUUCCCUGUGACGUCAUACAGGGCUGCCAAUACAAACAACAUGGCUGUUACCACAGCAAGAUAUAGCGACAUUAGCUCGGAUUCAGACUCGGAUUUCAGCGGCUUAAGCGAUUCAACAGAUUACGCAUGUAUUGAAACAGAUGGUCGGAGUAUGGAGGCAGAAAUUGAAGAAGAAAUUGAAGCUAUUGAGCGAAUAGCUAUUGACGCUAUUCGGCCAUAAAAUGGGUGUACCUAAUGAAGUGGCCCAUAGCAUGGCUGCCCUAUUAGCAUCGCUGGUAAAAUGUGCGGACCAAACAAUCAGGACUUUCGCAUCUUGUGACACUGGAGCAACUUAAAUCCGUCGAUUGGUAAGUGUUUGUUUCGCAUUAAAUGUGGGUAUCUAGUAUUCAAAUGUACAUACAGCUAGCGUAAAUAGCAUGUUAGCAUCGAUUGGCGUAGCAUGUUAGGACCGAUUAGCUGGCAGUCAUGCCGUGACCAAAUAUGUCUGAUUAGCACAUAAGUCAACAACAUCAACAAAACUCACCUUUGUGAUUUCGUUGACUUAAUCGUUGCAAAUGCAUCUGCAGGUUAUCCAUACAUCUCUGUGCCAUGUCUGUCUUAGCAUCGCUGGCAGACACUCUGGCAAAUUCAAUGGGGGUCUGGCGGCAGAUUUCUUGAAUCCCUCCCUGUUAGUGUUGUUACACCCUCCUAAAACACACCGACGAGGCAUGAUGUCUCCAAGGUUCCAAAAAAAAGUCGAAAAAACGGAAAAUAACAGAGCUGAGACCCGGUGUUUGUAAUGUGAAAAUGAAAAUGGCGGGUGUAUUACCUCGGUGACGUCACGUUCUGACGUCUUCGCUAAAAGACCGAUAAACAGAAAGGCGUUUAAUUUGCCAAAAUCCACCCAUUUAGAGUUCGGAAAUCGGUUAAAAAAUACAUGGUCUUUUUUCUGCAACAUCAAGGUAUACAUAUUGGCGCUUGCAUAGGUUUGGUGAUAAUGUUCCCCUUUACGAGGCACAAUGGCGUUUAUUUUCUGACGUCGACUCGUCACACUGACACAUCCUUGUAAUGUGGGCCAGGACAUCCAAGUAGAGUAGAAAAGGAGAGUUGGACUUGCUUGGAUUUGUCUUCUUUUUCUUGAUUUGUGUGCUUUUAACAUGGUUAAGUAGCAUAUUAUUACGUAUAAUUCUGAAAAUCUCACCCGGUUAGUAGGGUGGUGAAUCUUUGGGCGCCACACGAUUCUAUUCUUGAGGGUAACAAUUCGAUUUAGAAUUGAUUCUCGAUUCUAAAACAUUUCCCGAUUCAUAAUGAUUCUCAAUAUAAAACCAAUACUUUUUAGUAAAAUUACGUGCCAGAUAAAUGGUAAAUUGGUUGUACUUGUAUAGCGCUUUUCUACCUACAAGGUACUCAAAGCGCUUUGACACUACUUCCACAUUUACCCAUUCACACACACAUUCACACACUGAUGGAGGGAGCUGCCAUGCAAGGCGCUAACCAGCACCCAUCAGGAGCAAGGGUGAAGUGUCUUGCUCAGGACGCAACGGACGUGACGAGGUUGGUACUAGGUGGGGAUUGAACCAGGGACCCUCGCGUUGCGCACGGCCACUCUUCCACCGCCCUCCCGGGGCCAUAGUUAUACGAUUUAAAUACAGAACAGCUCUGAUCGAUACUUUUUCAAAAUACGGGUUUUGUUGAAUAAAAUUCUACCCAAAUUUUCAAUAAAGUCAAAUACAAAUAGGCAUACUUGCCAACCCUCCCCAAUUUCCGUGCCCCUCCCGAAAAUAUCCCGGGGGAACCAUCCUCCUUAGUUUCUCCUGAUUUCCACCCGGACAACAAUAUUAGGGGCGGGCCUUAAAGGCACUACCUUUAGCGUCCUCUCUCACCUGAAAAGGAGACUAUUAUAUAUGUCUCCGUUAUCCAUAGGUUUAUCUGUAACCCAUAAAGUAGGCUGGCACAGAGCUAUUUCUUAGCGUGUGUUUAUUCCAGCUGGCACGUUAAUACACUGACACACAACAUCCGGAUUCCCAUCAUGCAUUGCACCAAAACUACAGCCAGUAGUAAUGGCCGACAACAUAACAGAGACAAAGCAGAAGAACGAAGAAGAGACAUGGGUACGACGAGUAAGAAGAAGAAGUACGCUGGCAAGUUCCAAAAUGAUUGGAAAAAAUUAUUUCAGUUCAUCCAAGACAGCUCGAAGGAGAAGGGGUAUUCUGCCUGCAAAUUUUUUUAGAUCAGCUUUUUCUAUUGAACACGGUGGCCGAACAAUAUACUCAUUCAUGAACUGAUUACUUUAUUUAUAUAUAUAUAUAUAUAUAUAUAUAUAUAUAUAUAUAUAUAUAUAUAUAUAUAUAUAUAUAUAUAUAUAUAUAUAUACACACACAUAUAUGUAUAUACACAUAUAUAUGUAUGUAUGUAUAUGUAUAUAUAUAUAUGAGGUUGAAAAUAUUUACACGAAUUUGGAGGUCUCAAGGUUGGCAAGUAUGCAUAUAAGGCAACAGAAAAAGUAUCCAACACUUCUCUUUUCUAAAGUAAAUCUGUACAGCAGAUAUAGAUCAUCUACGUCAGGGGUGUCAAACUCAUUUUAGCUCAGGGGCCACAUGUAGGAAAAUCUGUGGACAAGCGGGCCUGACUAUUAAACUCAUGGCUUUAAAACAAAAAAAUAAAGACAACUUCAGAUUGUUUUCUUUCGUCUUACUUUGGCCAAAAAUAGAACAAACACAUUCUGAAAAUAUUACAAUGAAAAUAUAGAAAAAAAGCGGUAAAGUUUAGAUCCAUGAAGGAAAGAAGAAAGUGAAUGAAUGUUUAUAACUUUUACAUAUGCAUAAAAAAUGUUAUUCUUUUGUUUAAUUUGUUUUGUGAAUUAAUUAAUGUUUGACAGCCUUUUUCCAAAACACAAUAUAGAAUGUGAGAUAUAACAGGAUAAUGCAUACAUUUAUCAUUAGUUUUCAAAACGCUAACAAAAAAGUGGGACCCCAGAAAUGUACUGUGGAACCCCAUUUUGAUGACUUGAUGGGGUCCCUAGCCCCAACACUGAUGGAGUAUUGGUGCAUGCAAAACACGCGGGCCGGUUCUAAUACCGAUCAAAUAUCAUCCCGAGGGCCAUAGAUAAUUAAUUCGCGGGCCAAGUCCGGCCCGCGGUUCUUGACUUUGAUAUCCCUGAUCUACAUCAACAAUAUGAUUAGUCAGAAUGGCUGGGCGUAUUUUUAUUUUUAUUUUUUUUUAAAUCUUUUUAAUUAAGAAUUGUUACAAGUAAGACUUGCGAUUCAUCCGAAAAUCAGGUGUUGUACUUCCUGUCAAGUUAGACCCUUAUCAAGGCAAAAAUCGGUGCAGGACCUUUUCGCUGGCAUUUUGUGAAACACGCUUUGCAUUUUUCUUCAAAGUUUUUGAGCAUGGAGAUGAGACUUUUAGACAUGCAUGUGUUUUUAUUUAUGACGAGGAAACAACGUCAUCAGUGACUUAUCGGCCUUCAACAAUUCUGAAGUCCUGCACGUAAAUGACUGAUGAUAUAUUUUUUUCCACGUCAAGAUGUGGGACGCUUCACAAACCCGUAACGUGUUAACGUGGGAAGAAAACCCGGACUGGUGUUUUCCACAGUGAAAUGUCAGAAUUUUGAACACACUUCAAAACACUGUUCUCCCCACACAAAAAAGGUGAAACUCAAAAGUCGAGAUGUUGGAUACAGUAACAAAGAUGGCGCAUGUUGAGAUCUCAAAUACACACAUGCCAAAUGUGAAUGUGACCAGAAUGGGGAAUGUCACAACUUUGUCAAGCUUGAAGACGCUUGUUGUCGUCUCAUGUGGAGGUCUUAAAUGAAACACUGGCACAAACAUGAAUCUACACACCCACCAGUCUCACGCUCACAAAAGUCGUGACGAAAAUUUAAAGGGGAACAUUAUCACAAUUUCAGAAGGGUUAAAACCCAGGGACUUGCACAUGAUUAUAUAGGUGCAGGGGCUCAACGUCAGAAAAGAGCAGGAAAUGUUUUUUUCUGGUCCUUUACACAAUAUGGAAAUUAAUAUAAAAUUACAUUUGCUAAUAGGAAGCUAACUACUUAGCUGUGUGUCCUUUGUAGGUAAAAGUGAUUGCCAUUUCUUUUGUGUCAACAUAUUAUUGUCAUAAUGAGUUAAUUCACAUUAUAAUAGGCCUGGAAGACAUGAAAAGCAACAAAACACUGGUUUAUUGUUAGGCUAUUUAUUGUUAAAGAUAAGCACUUUAAUAUUGAACAUUGAACAGUGCAACAUGAACUUCGAAAAAAUUAAAUAAAUAAAUACCCAAAUGGAAAAAACUUAAAUGUGAAAAUCUGUCCUUCUUCCCUUAACUUGAUAUAAACACCAUCAAGUUGUAACUUACGGUCUUUCUCACUUAAUGCUCAGACUAAACAACUGAAACGCAAUACAACUUUAUAUCUAAACCUCUACUGUGAGAGAAAUGUGAUCCGCCGUAAACACAGUGCAUUUUAUUUAGAAAAUUAACCCGGUGUUUGUUUUUGUAUUUUGUACACUACUUCCUGUCCCGCACGACCUGCUCUGCUCUGUGCGGAAUUGAUGUGCCGUGCUCAGUUGAUGCGCUGUGCUCCGACGUCCGGCAAAAACAGAAGCUGACACAUUGAAUAAUAGAAUAAUACAGCGUUGUUCUGAAAUAUUACCCAUAUUAGAUGCUGAAUAAGUGGACGGCGAGUAGACCAUAACUCACAGGUUCAAGUACCUCCACUGUCACGUGUCCUCAGGGACGCAGUUGGCUCUCUCUCCUCUCUCUCACUCACUCACUCGCCCUCUCUCCCUCUCUCUGUCGGAAGCGGCAGGCUCAAACAACCCGGUAUUACAACAAGACGUGGAGUUUUUGUACCGCUGUUUUUUGUUUUGUUUUGUUUUUUUACAUCCCAACAGGAAUUUAUUAAUGUUGUUUAAAGAAAAAAAAAAAAACACACACACAGGCAGAGGGCACUUUUUAGGACGAGGCAAAAAAGGGCAGGGGUUCAAGCACCCAUAGGGCUCUAUGUGUGGACGUGCCAGUUAAAUAAUAAAAAUCAGUUCCAAGUGGCUUAUAGCACAGCAAAUUAUAGCGACAUUAGCUCGGAUUCAGACUUGGAUUUUAGCGGCUUAAGCGAUUCAACAGAUUAUGCAUGUAUUGAAACAGAUGGUUGGAGUAUGGAGGCAGAUAGCGAAAACGAAAUUGAAGAAGAAACUGAAGCUAUUGAGGGAAUAGCUAUUGACGCUAUUCGGGCAUGCAUGUCUGCGUUAGCAUUGCCGGUAAAAUGUGCAGACCAACCGAUCAGGACUUUCACAUUGACACGGGAUCAACUUAAAUCCGUCGAUUGGCAAGUGUUUGUUUCGCAUUAAAUGUGGGUGGAAGGAGACGCUAGAUGUAAAUAUAGUUUCAAAUGUACAUACAGGUAGCCUAAAUAGCAUGUUAGCAUCGAUUAGCUGGCAGUCAUGCCGUGACCAAAUAUGUCUGAUUAGCACAUAAUAACAUCAACAAAAGUCACCUUUGUGAUUUCGUUGACUUUAUCGUUGGGAAUGCAUCUGCUAUCCAGACAUUCUUGUCAUCUCUGUGCCAUCUCUGUCGUAGCAUCGCCGGUAAAAAAAAAACGAGGGACUUUCGCAUCUCUUGACACUGGAGUAACUUAAAUCUGUCGAUUGGUAAGUGUUUGUUUGGCAUUAAAUGCGGAUGGAGGGAAAGGCUGGAUGUUAAUAUAGCUAGAAAUGAGGCGUAAUGCUGCAAUAUGUAUACACAGCUAGCCUACCUAGCAUGUUAGCAUCGAUUAGCAUGCCGCGCUAAUUGAUGCACAUUCUACGUAAAUCAACUUGAAUCCGUCCCUGAUCGUGUUGUUACACCCUCCGACAACACACCGACGAGGCAUGAUGUCUCCAAGGUAUCGCAAAACAGUCGAAAAAACUGAAAAUAACAGAGCUGAUUUGACUCUAUGCGUGUGAUGUGGUAGGGAAAAAUGGCGUUGAGUACCGAUGUGACGUCACGUUCUGACGUCGUCGCUCAGAGAGGGAUAAACAGAAAGGCGUUUAAUUCGCCAAAAUUCACCCUUUUAGAGUUCGGAAAUCGUUUGAAAAAAUAUAUGGUCCUUUUUCUGCAACAUCAAGGUAUAUAUUGACGCUUACAUACGUCUGGUGAUAAUGUUCCCCUUUAAGAAACACUAUUGUCAUUUAUUGUUUUCUUUAUGGGGACGCAUGCCCAUGUUCUUACAAUUCAUGUUUGUGUUUGUCAGUGAAACACUUCAGUAUUUUCCUAAAGUUGUAGCACUGUUUAUAAAUGUGUAAAUAAACAAAGGCUUCCCCAUUUGUGUUCAUAUUUUGGUUUUGUUGUAUUUAUUUCUUUAAAUCAUUCAAUCCAUACAGUAUGUAGCUGUGCACUCAUGAUUAGCCAAUAAUUUAUCAAUGUUUGAUUGAAAUAUCAUCUGUAUAUUUUUAUCACCACCCUUACACGCACUUGAAGUAAACCUGGAGCGCUUGUUUUUUUGUUGGAAAUGUUAAAUGACGUUACAAUUGCAUUGUGUUUGUUGAUUUGUAAUUUUUGUUUUUGGUUGUGACUGUUAGGGUUACACAGUAUGUCCCGUGAAAACUGUUACUUAUUGUAUGCUUUUGUCCAUUGCAUUGUUCAAAACAUUUGAAUGCUUUUGGAAUAAAAGCUGAUUUUCAAA
Molecule: messenger RNA, 8518 nt
Organism: Nerophis ophidion (straightnose pipefish)
Lineage: Eukaryota; Metazoa; Chordata; Actinopteri; Syngnathiformes; Syngnathidae
Product: tetraspanin-5-like
Exons: 11
Coding region: 319-1188 (289 amino acids)
Biological process (GO): protein localization to plasma membrane; protein maturation; regulation of vascular endothelial growth factor signaling pathway
Cellular component (GO): membrane
Source: RefSeq, a predicted model, not a curated record